Hirsutella rhossiliensis is the source of this 804-nucleotide messenger RNA. Its product is annotated as adaptin ear-binding coat-associated protein 2. Gene Ontology annotation, cellular component: clathrin vesicle coat; membrane. The transcript has a single exon. Gene Ontology annotation, biological process: endocytosis. The record is from RefSeq and is a predicted model, not a curated record. The coding region runs from base 1 to 804 and encodes 267 amino acids. Lineage: Eukaryota; Fungi; Ascomycota; Sordariomycetes; Hypocreales; Ophiocordycipitaceae.
AUGGAGCUCCUCGACCCAGCCACGGGCCGCCCGCUCCCCGCCGACGCCAUCCAGCGCGUCCUCUUCCUCGCCAGCGCCGUCCACGUCUACAACAUCCCGCCUCUGCCCUCGAUGCGCGGCCACAGCGCCGCCUCGUGGACCGCCGAUCCCUCGCGUCACAUCUUUACCGCCCGCCUGCGCGUCGUCGAGACUGCCCUCUCCUCCACCUCCUCUUCCUCCUCUGACGACGCCGCCGCCGCCUCGGGCCUCAAAGUCGACGUCGUCCUCGAAGACCCCUCCUCCGCCCAGCUCUUUGCCGCCGCCCCCUACACCGACCGCGCCGCCGUCGAGCCCGUCCUCGACAGCAGCCGCUUCUUCGCCGUCACCGUCCGCGACCAGGACGGGCGCAAGGCUGUCCUGGGCAUCGGCUUCGAGGAGCGCUCCGACGCCUUCGACCUCGCCGUCGCCCUGCAAGAGGCCAGGAGGAGCCUCGGCUGGGAGGCCAAGCAGCAUUCCACAAGGGACCCGGCCGCAGCGGCCAAGGAAAACGUAAAGGACUACAGCCUGAAGGAUGGUGAGACAAUCACCGUCAACAUCGGCAAGUCCAUGCUCGGACGCCGCCGCCCGCAGCCCCAGCAGGUCGACGAGACGCCCGCCGCCGACAUGCAAUCCUUUGCCCUCCCUCCUCCCCCGUCGGCCAAGCCGAGCGACUCGGGGGGCGCCUUUGCGCUACCGCCACCCCCGAGCGCCCAAGACGUCAAGCGCAAGCGGCGCUCGCUGCGGGACAUGGGUUUCGACGAUGGGCAAUUUGGGGAGUUUGCAUGA